Messenger RNA from Protobothrops mucrosquamatus (brown spotted pit viper), 864 nucleotides. Its product is annotated as integral membrane protein GPR137B. Gene Ontology annotation, biological process: regulation of autophagy; negative regulation of osteoclast differentiation; positive regulation of TORC1 signaling. Gene Ontology annotation, cellular component: lysosomal membrane. The record is from RefSeq and is a predicted model, not a curated record. Lineage: Eukaryota; Metazoa; Chordata; Lepidosauria; Squamata; Viperidae.
ACAAAUCCAGGAAUAGUACCAACACAUGCUUUUAACCCAAGAACCUAUUUCUUUGACAAUCCUCGCAGAUAUGACAGUGAUGAUGAUUUGGCAUGGAGCAUAUCACCACAUAGCAUAUAUGGCAGCUUCUCUCCAGAAACCUAUGACUGGGGAUAUCUAAAUAACAGCUUAAUGGUUCAAGUUGGAUCCCUGCAACAUGAUUUCACAUCAGAGUCUCCACGACGAAGCCCAAUAUAACAACAGACCAAUGAUACUCCCUCCACAUUAUUCAAUUUUAGUAAAAAGGGUUAUUUUGCAAGGACUUACAUACUUAAAUUAUGUAAAAAGAACUGAGUCACCUUUUAUAAUGUUAAAAAUAUUUGAGUUUUAAAUAUUUGAGUUGCUGAAAAAAAAUCUGUUUCCUAUAUUUGCAAUUUAGAAAAAUAGUUUGAAAAACUCUAAAUUUUGGGGAGGAAAAGUCAAAUAUUUAAAAUGUGAAUAUGUAUAGACGUGGUGUUUAAAAUGUUAAUUUAAUUGUACAAUAUAAUGCCCAGUGAAACCUAUGCUGAUAGGAGUUUUUGACCUGUUUAACAUGCAAAUUUGUUUAACAUGCAAAUUUAAUUAUUUAAAAUGUAUUAUUAGUUUUAGUAAAUUGGUCGUUAAAAUAAUUUUGUAUACCUUUACUGAUACAUAAGUGAGGGUGACAGACAGAGUGGAAGAACUGUUUUCUCUCACUAAGACUGUCUAUUUUUUAUUUCAACUUCCUGUCCGCUUUGAUUAUAUAGGAAGCUACUAAAUUUAAAAAACAGAGAAGAAUUUGUCCUGAGGUACAGUUUACAGUUGUGUUAGCUUCAGCAGUCCAUAUAAUAAAUUGGAGUUUACAGU